This is a messenger RNA of Haliotis rufescens (red abalone), 2322 nucleotides long. RefSeq names its product HMG box-containing protein 1-like. Gene Ontology annotation, biological process: regulation of transcription by RNA polymerase II. Gene Ontology annotation, cellular component: nucleus. The coding region runs from base 19 to 1536 and encodes 505 amino acids. The record is from RefSeq and is a predicted model, not a curated record. NCBI's taxonomy places the organism in Eukaryota, Metazoa, Mollusca, Gastropoda, Lepetellida, Haliotidae. Gene Ontology annotation, molecular function: DNA-binding transcription factor activity, RNA polymerase II-specific; RNA polymerase II cis-regulatory region sequence-specific DNA binding; RNA binding. The transcript has 13 exons.
CCCACCAGCCCAGAUAAAAUGGCGUCAGAAAGCGAUGGAGGGGUGGAGUUGGGGAAACGCCCCCACGUGAAGACGCAUCGGAUGCAAGAGUUCCUCACAACCCAGCGGCAGGGUGACGGGGGGAGUCACAAGGUGCGAUACUGUACGGAACCGGGAUGCAAAAAGACGUUCACCAGUGCCCCGGGGCUCAGAUACCACAUCAAAUCGCACAAUAAGGAUGUCAAAACAUUUCUGUGCUCCAGAUGCAAGAAAACAUUUAAAAGCAACAACGGUCUCAAGUACCACCAGAAGAACACCAAGUGCGAGGAGUCCUCAGAAUGCCACACCAGCGAGACUGACGAUCAAGACGAACCUGAUGGAAGGUGUGAUACUGUCCAGCCACAACUGCUACCGGACCCGCACAGUCGUCUGGACCCGGAGUUUGAUGGGAUGGACAACCUCAGGGAGCUGGCCAUCAUCGCUACCGGACCGCAGAGCCCCCUGCUGAGGAAGAGCGCCCCUAUGCCCUGGGAUAAACCCACUGGUCCCGUGGUGCGGACCUUAGACCUGGAAUGCCCUGAGGCCUGUAUAUGUGGACGGGCAAUCAAGCCCGAGAACACAUCUAAACCUGUUGCUUCACCUAGCGUUAGUCUGGAGAGUGACCCCAAGGUGACGUCAUCUUCCCCCUUCCCGUCAUCCCCCAAGGACACGGAGUCCUCAGAGGCUCUGUGGUCUCACCCCUGGCCUACUGCAGUGUGGCAGUGCUUCAUGAGGGGGUCCAUCAUUAAGUUCCUGUCGUCCUCUGUUCCGCCAUUGUUUAACGACUGGCACUCUGCCGAGGAACUGUCGGACCAUCAGUCUCUCCGUGAAGUCACACAGUCGGCCGAGCAGAAGAAAUCACACAUAUUCAGUGGGCCCGUCGGCUUCCUCCUGACGAAGAAGGAGACCACUGACCUCGGGGACACGGGCAAGUUAGACCUGUACUUCAUGACUCACACCGUUCAGGGAGACGCCGACUCCAUCCACCUUGUGGCACAGUGCGCUCAAGACCAUCCCUUCUUUGUCAAAGACAAGGGCUGGUCGUCGUGCGCUCCCCAGAAGACUGUCACAGAGUUCGGCAUACCCUGCCAGGAGCUGGCAGAACAGGACCUGUGUCUGCCCCCAACACACCCAGACGCAACGUUCUAUGGGAGUUACCAGUUGUCUGCCCUUGACUCCACUGCCGUGAUGGCUCUGAGCUCUAUGGCACAACAAAAGAAGAACCAGGAGCGCCAGUCACUCUCGUCCCCCGACUCCCCAUCUAAGGAGGACACCUUUAAGUUUGAUCUGCCCAAGGCCAAGAGACCAAUGAAUGCAUUCAUGUUGUUUGCCAAAGAAAACAGAAUUCAGUACACACAGAAGUACCCUGGCAAAGAUAACAGAGCAAUCAGUGUGUUGCUAGGAGAUGAAUGGAAGAAGCUAACCCCUGAGGAUAAAAAGAAAUUCAAGGAAAAAUCAGAAGCUUUGGCAAAAGAGCAGAAACAACUUCAUCCGGACUGCUGGAAGAGAAAGAAAUAGACUACCUUCCUGAAUAUCUUUGGUAUUAGCCAAUCUGUGAUCUCAGCUACGACCACUGCCAUUUGAUUGGACGAAGCCAUGAAACCAGUUUCAAUUUCAUUGGACGAAAUUGAUAUUCUUAUUCCAUUUUGAUUGGAUGAUUGUGAAUGAGUUUUUGGUGAGUUUUUUUGUGAUUGAUGUAGAUUAUUUGGGGAUUACACCACAACAUACACUACUAUAACCAGAACGUUGUUGAGACAUUCAUACCUGUUUUUGCACGCAUUUUGGUGCUGCUGGAACUACAUAUUCCAAUGUUUUAUGUAGAGUCACCAUUCAUAUGAUCAUGUUGAAGUUUCAUAUUUUUUGUCGAGGCUAUUCCCAUCAAUAGUGUUUUUAAUGAACAGUUACAUGCGUACUAUAUAUUUAUCCUGUUAAGUGUACACAUUCAUGCACUGCCAGCUGGUAUACAGUUUGGUUUUAACAAGCUUGUUUCUUUGUAGAUAGUACAGUUUACAUUAGAUUAGGUGUGUCCAUUUGGAGGAUUAUUUUAUUUACCAUAGGCCAGACCAUUUUGAUUACUUGUUUUACAGGAAAUAGGUUUUUAAAUGUCUAGUUGCACAGGUAAAAAGCAGAAAGAAAAAAGGAAUUUGUUCAAAUGCUCAUGGGAAACAGUCUAGAUUUUUUUGGUUCAACACCACACUCAGCAAUAUUUCACCUAUUUGAUGGUGGUCUGUAAAUAAAUGCAUCUGGACCAGACAAUCCAGUGAUUGACUUCAUUAGCAUUUGUGAUACGAUGACAUACAUCAA